Messenger RNA from Peronospora belbahrii, 498 nucleotides. The record is from the annotation of a GenBank genome assembly. NCBI's taxonomy places the organism in Eukaryota, Oomycota, Peronosporomycetes, Peronosporales, Peronosporaceae.
AUGUCACGCUUGAAGAAUGUCUACGGUGAACUACGAAGGGAAAUGACUGCAACAUUUGAACGCACGGAAAUUGUCUCGGUUGUAAGUGGUGAUAAAGCUGGUUAUGCAAAUCUAAAACAUCUUCAUAUGGGAUCAUCAUCACCUGGAAGUGGUGAGAGUAAUGAUCUUGGAGAUACAUCAUCAGAUUUAGAAGAAUUCUUGGCACAAGGAGCGAAACAACAUCAAGGACCACAGACUCAUCCUGGUCUUAUUUGCUGUGCAAUCUUUUCCUUGACGGGAUUUUGCUUACUGUUCAUUGUCGGAUGCAUUGUAAGCAGCAAUUCGUUAUACAUUAAAGUUCGACCACCGAAAGGAAAACCAAAGUCCUCACUAGCGACAAGUAUUUUCCUAGCGGCCUUCUUGUACCUUUGUAUCUUUGGUGUUUUUCUGGCACGGAGGGUUUUAUCUUCGAGUUAUGGUGCAUACGAGACAAAUCCUGCGUCACAUUUUGUAGAUUAG